GAGGUCUGGGUGUGUGACGGGGUGCAGCCCAGCAGGGCUAUGAAGUCCCAGCACUCCCCAGAGAACGCGGCCAGGGAGAGGAGCCGUGUGCGUAACCUCCGCCAGGCUUUCCACAGCCUGCAGGCAGCCCUGCCCUCUGUCCCCCGUGACACCAAGCUCUCCAAGCUGGACGUCCUGGUCCUGGCCACUGACUACAUCGCCCACCUUACUGAGACCCUGGACCAGGGCGGGGCUCUCUCUGAACUCACACUGCCCCCCAGGGCAGGGGGAUACCUCCACCCAGUCAAGGUUGGUGACAUCAAACUACCUGGGUGCUUAUCUUUUUCGUUCCUUGGUUAUCAUAGCUUAUAACCCCGAUCUGUCCAGAUGUUCAGUUAAAAUCAGACAUGAAUUGUAGUGUAACAGCAGUGUAGUAGGAUGUCCACAGUAGGCAUCACUACUUCUUACAUUAUCUAUAUGACAUUCACAAAGAGUUGUUUGAAUUUGGUAUGACUUAUAACAAUCAUACAGACUAAAGUUGAACAUGUUUCCUGUCCUGACAGAAGUGGCCGAUGCGCUCCUUGCUGUACUGUGGGAGUGUGGGAGAACUGCUGUCAGCCAAUCAGACGCCAGCGUCAGGGGAGGAGGAGACACAUCCACUGACCCCUACCCCAGAGGUCGACAUGGACCGAUCCGUUUAG
Coregonus sp. 'balchen' is the source of this 680-nucleotide messenger RNA. NCBI's taxonomy places the organism in Eukaryota, Metazoa, Chordata, Actinopteri, Salmoniformes, Salmonidae. The record is from the annotation of a GenBank genome assembly.